Cygnus atratus (black swan) is the source of this 2637-nucleotide messenger RNA. RefSeq names its product xin actin binding repeat containing 2 (gene XIRP2). NCBI's taxonomy places the organism in Eukaryota, Metazoa, Chordata, Aves, Anseriformes, Anatidae. The transcript is spliced from 12 exons. Gene Ontology annotation, biological process: actin filament bundle assembly. Gene Ontology annotation, cellular component: plasma membrane; actin cytoskeleton. The record is from RefSeq and is a predicted model, not a curated record. Gene Ontology annotation, molecular function: actin filament binding.
AUGAGCAUUUUACUAGCUCAUUCAAAAGGAAAACACAGGAGAAAUAGGCACACAAUGAGUGCAGCAGUGUCACGAGAGGAAACCUUGACCGAGAAGAGCCCAGCGGGCACGCUGGAGCUGCCUGACCUGACCCUGCAGAAAGGCUCUGUGAAGCUCCUCAAGGAGAGAUGGGAGUCUGCCAGUGCUCUAAGACCCAGCCUGGUGCUCCAGUGCCUGCCAGCCCCACUGUCCGCAGCACCAGAGAAAAGCAGCCAUGGCAGCACCGUGGAGAAAGUCCUGGCAGACAGCAGGAGGGCAGACAUGUUCAAGGAGGAGCCCCUGGGUGGCCCUCGCUGGAUCGAGCCCUUCCCCAUCACUGUGAAGGAGCUGCAGAGCCGCUUUGAGACUCUGGGUGGCAGAAAGGAAAGAGAAAGUGGGAGAAGCUCACUGUCACCAACAUCAGCGAGUCAGCCUGGGAGCCAUUCAGACAUUUCUCUGAUGGAGUCCAGUGUGAAAAGAGGGAGAGCAAUCUUUGAGAAGAUGUCGUCAGAAAAUGGACAGAACAGCAGUGCUGAAGUUGCAGUGGGUGGUCGCAAACCUGUAAGAGGACUACCAGAAGAGAGCCCUCCCAGGACUGGCAACACACUGCUGGACUUCCAGGAGAAUGUCUCCUUGAAGGAAAAAAUGGCUCUGUAUCAGGCUGCUGUGUCCAAGGCAGAGAGCAGCAGCUGCUUUGCCAAUUUUUCAGAGAAAACCAAGUCCUGCACUGUGCCUGGAGGCCUGGCUGCAGUGAGGAAACAGUUUGAGAAAGGGCAGAUGACCUCUUCAAAGAUCACCUUUGCUCGCUACCAGCACAAAUCUGCACAGGAGACCUCAAGAAUCACUCAGCCCCCAGUAUCAAGCAGCACCAGGGAAGCUGAAUGCACUGGAAUGACUUCUAAAGAAAGCCCAGUGGAAGCCUUUCAAACACAAGAGGUUUCUCAUGAGGAGCAAGUUACUUCGGAGACAAACGGGGCUUCUACAUUGAUGCAGCAUGCUGAUGAAACAGUAACCAAUGCAGCUAUGAAUGAGGCUGUCCCAAAGAUUUCUAUGCAGGUUUUAAAACAGCAGUUUGAAAGGACAGCUCAGGAAAAGGUUGUUCCCUCUGACAGAGAGACCGCAACGCCUGCACAAGUUGGACAGAAACUGCAGUUUUGGGAAAAUGAAAUAUGCAAGCUCUGUCACCAGAGAGUUUAUCCAAUGGAACGCUUAGUGGCCGACAAGCAAAAUUUUCAUAAAUCGUGUUUCCGAUGUCACCACUGUAGCAGUCAAUUAAGCUUGGGAAAUUAUGCAUCUCUCCAUGGACAAAUAUAUUGUAAACCUCAUUUUAAGCAACUUUUCAAAUCCAAAGGAAAUUACGAUGAAGGUUUUGGACACAAGCAACAUAAAGAGUUAUGGAAUUCUAAAGAUCAAUGUAGCUCAGCUGGUAAUAUUCACGCUGAAGAAAUAAAUCGCAUUCAUCGUACACCUGUUGAUCCUAAACUAAUUACAGAAAUUGAUCAAGACUUGUACUCGGGUACUGAAGGUACCCAUCCUGAUAUUUUGGAUAACAAUUCGAUAAUAAAAUCCACAGAAAGAGGUAAAUUAAAGAUGACGUGGCCUCCUCCAACAGAUGAUGCAGCACCUAAGAAAACAUUUUCUAUUGAAGAAGUAGCUAAAGUAAAUAAGCCAAAGUGGCCCCCAGAAGGCUUUGUGCAAGAAAGCUCUAGCUUACAUGCCAAUAAACCUCUGGGCAAUAAAAAGAAUCUGCAGAAAGGAAACGCUCUGAGAGAGCAAAAGGAGAAUGACACUACAAAUGCACAACAAAAUCAACACUCAGGCUUUAGCUCCCUGUCUGAAAAAGAAGCUAAGGGUACCUGUAAAAAUAAGGGCAGUAAGGGAAAAUUUGAUGAAACUGAGAAUGUGCAAGGUAAACUGGAUAAAACAGGAAGAUCACAGAUUAGGGAGGAAAGUGGAAAGGAAAAUAAUGAGGGUGAUAAUGUGGUUGGGUAUAGUGCUGAGAAGGAGCAAGAGAAGAAAAAUAAUGAAACUGAUGAUUUCGGAGUUGUACAGGUUACUAACAUUGACGAAGAAGCAGUCCAAAAGAAUCAUAAAGAGUUCAACUUCAAUAACAACAACAAUAACAAUUACACCACGUUUUCACAUCCAAACAUUUGUAGGCAGGAAACAAUUCUGUCAGCUCCAUCUAACCCAGUGACAGAACUAAGCCAUGGAAUUUGCACUGCAUCGCAGCAUGCCUUUGAAAAACUGCAAAAUCAGUCUGGAAAUGAAGAAAUAUUUGAGAUAGGUGAAUCUUUUGAGAGCUAUUCUAGCAAUAUUGUAACUGUUUCACUGGAUGAACAGAAUUCAGAAGAUAAAGAUGCUGUUACCUCUAAUAGUCUUGCUCAAUUUAAUAAAGAUACCACUUGUCAGAAGCCUUGUACUAAUAGCAUAUUAGUUCUAAAGGAGGCAAUGAAUACAACACUCUCUGUUGACAGUGACUUGGUGUGUAUUGGGGAAGAAUCAAGAAAUGACAAAACUAUGUACAGUUUUUCCAGCGUCCCAAGAGAGAAAGUCAAGUCCUAGCAGCUCACUGUAGAACACCAAAUUAAAAGAAAUAAAUUCUAUCAUAAAAAUUAA